AUGGCUUGUACUGGCGUAUGUAAAGGUUGGAUCAAGCAUGCUAAUCUUAUAAACAACUGUUAUCCUAUUAAUCCUGGUGAGACGGGUCCCAGAUCUAGUGAGCUUUCUUAUCUCGUAUUUUAUGCAAACUCAAAGCCUGCUAAACUCACAAAAUGUGGUGUUUACCUGGAAAAAAGAGUAAUUACUGACGUUAGAAAACGCAGAAAACAAGAUACUGAAAUUUCUUUACAAAUUAUCAAGGCGCUUCUGGAAGCAUGCCAUAAUAAUUUGAAUUUGUUUUCGAAGAAUAUUGUAAAGAUUAUUACUGCCUCCUUGAGUACAAAUGAUAUUGAUUUGGUGGCUUGCGCUACUUCCGUAUUCAUUACUUUUUGCGGAUACUAUGACGGUUCUACGCUUGGUGUAGAUACUGAAUUUACUGAAAUCUAUGAAAGCUUAAUUGAAUUGUUUGCAAAAUACGCGACUAUUAAAGAAUCCGACAUUAACGAUGAGAGAAGAUAUCGGUUUAUCGGUAUUCACGCUCUUCAAAAAGCGUUAACUUCUGAUGCUUUACAAUCUGCCAGUGCUAAAGCACAAUUACAACUCAUUGUUCCGGCUAUUUUGCAUAAUUUAAUUGAUGAUCCUGACAGAUUAGAAGCCUUACGAAAGGCUGACCAAAAGUUGGUCAAUACAAAAAUCGCAGAGAAAAAAUCUCGUCGUUUUUCUGUUAAUGCUACAAACUUAUCUGCUGAAGACAUCACAAAUUUAGCCUAUAAUUGUUUGAAACAACUAUUCCAAAUGCCUAAUCCCUCUUACAUAAAUUAUUCUCUUGAAGCUACUUUUAAUUUCUUGGAUGAAGCUACCAUAUGGACGUCAAGUAAUUUUAUUAUUACCUUAACUUCUAUUAUUCUUUCAUCUCUUAAGCUACAAUGUAGGCACAUACUAGUUGAUUAUAUAAUACAACAACUAGAAGCUUUACCAUCCGGGUCAACCCCUACUCCAAAAAAGAUCUCUCUGGUUAAAACUUUAUCUUUUAUAUUAACUGGUGAUAUUCCUCUUGUUGGACUUUCAAUACUUGAAGUUUUAGAUUGUUUAAUUCAUUUAUUGUUAAAUUCUUUGAAAAAUUGUAAUUCCAUUAAUGAUUCUGAAAAUACUGCUGACUUUAAUGAUUCUGAUUUAAUAAUUUGUCAACAACUUAUCUUUUGUAUUGGUGGUUUGGCAACUCAUAUUUACUAUGCAAAUCAAGUCUGUGAUAUUAUUGAAUAUAUUAUUCAACAUUUACAUAUACAUCCUGAGCAAGCUGAACUCUCUCAACAAGGAAGUAGCCAAAGUUCAAUUAUAGAAGGUGUUCCAUUAUCUGAAUUACGUAAAACAUUAUUGAAAUGUUUAGAUAUAGUUGUAAGAAAUAGUAAGGAAACUGAGAUAAGACAUUCUGAAAUUACAAGAAGUGAAGUUCCUGUAGAAGUAUUUCAUAGUUCAAUUGAUCUGUGUGUAGAUGAAGAUUUGAAUGUAAGAAUUGCAUAUGCCAAAGUUCUUGCAAAAUUUUUGGAUAAUGGUAAUAUGCCAAAAGAAUUGAAAGAUGUGGAUUUAACACAGUUGACAUACUUUAACAAACCAGCCAUCUAUUUUUUAAAUUCUCUUCAUGUUUCACUAUAUCAGUAUGCAAUAUUAAAAAUUUCUCAGCCUGCUGAUUAUGUGGCUUUAUUAUCAUUAUUACGUGCUUUACUGGUUCGAUUCAGAGCUGAUCAAAUAAUUCGUGGUGUUCCGGUUGUUUUCAAAUUACAGUCAAAUGCAAAAGAUGAACUGCUUGAGGGUUUUGCUCAGCAAAGAGCAUUAGCAAGCAUCAUUUUAUUAUAUUUUCGUGAUAUUGCCUCAGUAUUAGAUCUUCCAAAAUUACAUGAAUAUCUUGAUAAGGCUGAACGUAUGAACAAACACCAAUGGUCAACUUAUAUAAAUGCUAUUUCAUCUGAAAACAACAUAAAUGAUACAACAAAUAUUGUAAAAUUUUUUGAAGAUGAAAUUCAUGAUGAAAAUAAUAAUACUUUACAACCUGUUGAUGUUUGGCUUGAUCGACAAACAAUUGUAUCAAUACUUUGUCAACAUAAAGAAUUAAUAGACAUUGGUGGUAAAGAUUUAGAAGUCAGAUUAAUGACUGAAUGGAGACCAGAUGAAGUUUUUGAAAGUGUUAAAAAAGAAGGUUAUCGAAUUAGAUCAAGCAGAAUAUUAGAAAAUGAUAAACCUCGUAUAACUAUUACUCCAUUUCUUAUGUCUUUAGAAGAUAGUUCUGGUGAUUUGCCGAAAGCAUCUAUCAAGGUGGAGAACCUUAAGGAUGCUCUUGACAUUGAUCCAGUUACAAUUUGGUGA
Messenger RNA from Dentiscutata erythropus, 2340 nucleotides. NCBI's taxonomy places the organism in Eukaryota, Fungi, Glomeromycota, Glomeromycetes, Diversisporales, Gigasporaceae. The record is from the annotation of a GenBank genome assembly.